AUGUAUCGAUCAAAGAAGAAAAAUUCUAAAAUAUCUAAUCAUACUAUAAAUGAUAUUAAUUCACAAUCAAAUCUAACAAAUAAUAAAAUUGAAAUGCAAUCAAUUGAAUCUGUAUCAGCUAUUCGUAUAAUAAUUGGUAUUAUAGGUGUAUCAUUAUUAUCUAUACCCAUAUGUUAUAUAUUAUCUUAUAUGAAACAAAUGAAAAAUUCUUUGAAUGUUUUUCUUUAUAGUGCUAUUAUAUGUAUAUCAGUUGCACCAUUAAUAUAUUUUUUAUUAAUAAAACAUUUAUUAUAUGUAAAAAAAGAAAUAUAUUUUUAUAUAUUUACAAUAUUUUCAUUUACAGCUAUAGCUGAUCUUUUAUUAGCAUUAACAAUUGAUAAUUAUUCAUCAGCAUUUCAUUUUUAUUUAAAUGAAGGUGAAGUUUAUUUAAAAACUUCUCAUGGUUUAUAUAUUAAUUAUUGGGAUGGUACAAUACAUUAUACAUUAUAUUUAAUAAUGUUAUAUUGUAUGUUAAAACAAAAAAUUGAAACAAAAUUUUUUCGUUUUUUAUCAUUAUUUUGGUGUGGUUCAAUAAUUAAUUCAUUAAUUGUAUUACUUGGUGGUGCUGCAAUUGGUCAAUAUGGAAUUCAUAUUAAACCAUCAUAUCUAUUAAAUAUACCUUAUGCAAUUUUUCCAAUUAGUUUUAUGGUACGACAAUUUAAUUUACGUUCAAAUUUUAUUCAACAAGAAAGAAAAAAAAUAAAUAAAUCAUUAAUUUAUCGUUAUUGGGAUAUAUUUUUUAUUAUAUAUAUGUUAUUUGCUAUUGUAUUUGCAAUUUUUCGUGUAUUACAUGCUUUAAAAGUUCCAAUGUUAGAUAAAAGUAUUUAUUAUAAUUAUGAACCAUAUAUAUUAAAUAAAUCUGGUUUUCCAUUAAUUCAACUUUUAAUAUAUGCAUUUUAUUUUAUACCAUAUUAUUGUUCAACUAUUAAUGCAUUAAUAUUCUAUAAUCAACAACAAUCAAAAUUUCAAUGGUUACCUGAUUGGACUAUGAUACAUGCAGGUGCUGCUGCUCAAGCACAAUUUUCUUAUUUAUUAUCAUCUUUACAUAAUCCACCAUUAUUUCCUGAUUCAUCAUGGUUACCAAUAUCAUCUGAAUAUUGGUUAAUUAGUGUUAGUCUUAAUAUUAUUUUAGCAAUUGUACCACAAUUAUUUGCUUUUCGUAUUUGUUUUGGAAAUAGAGAUAAAGAUUUUUAUUAA
This is a messenger RNA of Rotaria sp. Silwood1, 1236 nucleotides long. The record is from the annotation of a GenBank genome assembly. NCBI's taxonomy places the organism in Eukaryota, Metazoa, Rotifera, Eurotatoria, Philodinida, Philodinidae.